Molecule: messenger RNA, 1448 nt
Organism: Diospyros lotus (date-plum)
Lineage: Eukaryota; Viridiplantae; Streptophyta; Magnoliopsida; Ericales; Ebenaceae
Product: MADS-box protein SOC1-like
Exons: 7
Coding region: 422-1060 (212 amino acids)
Biological process (GO): positive regulation of transcription by RNA polymerase II
Cellular component (GO): nucleus
Molecular function (GO): protein dimerization activity; DNA-binding transcription factor activity, RNA polymerase II-specific; RNA polymerase II cis-regulatory region sequence-specific DNA binding
Source: RefSeq, a predicted model, not a curated record
UUCUUCCAUGGUCCUUCCUUUUUAUAUUACACACACACAAAAGUAUAGAGCAUUUUCUAGGGUUCCAAACCAGCAGGAGGGCAUCCAUCUUUCUCUUUCUUACUAGUUACCAGCUGGAAAAUUCUUCCUAUCUUUCUAGGGUUCUGAUAUAUAUAUAUUUUCCUAGAUAAUUUUCCCAUCCAUCUUUUCUUAUCUUGAUCUCCAUCUCUGCAGAUCUGCAAGACCCAGAAAAUAAAGCUUUGGUCAGGUUUUCCUUUUUUGGGGGUGACAUUUGCCUUAUCCUCUUAUCCCCUUUUUGUUCCUGGAUCCAAAACUCUCCGCCUUUUUUGGGUUCUGAAUUGAAUUGUGUUCUCUUUCAUUUUCUCAUCUGGGUUUUCCCGGAAAGCUUGUUUCCCUGGUCGAGUGGAUUGCUUGAGCUAGCAUGGUGAGGGGAAAAAUUCAGAUGAAAAGGAUAGAAAAUGCGUCAAGCAGGCAAGUGACCUUCUCCAAGCGCCGAAGUGGGCUCCUGAAGAAGGCUUUUGAGCUCUCAGUUCUGUGUGAUGCUGAAGUUGCACUCAUCAUCUUCUCUCCAAAAGGGAAGCUCUACGAGUUCUCAAGUUCCAGUGUUAACAAGACAAUAGAACGAUAUCAAAGAAAUACCAAGGAACUAGGGAGCGGCAAAGCAGCACCCCAAGAAAUUUUACAGCAUUUGAAGGAAGAAGCUGUUUCCAUAUCCGACAAGAUUGAGCUUCUUGAAUCCUCAAAACGAAAGCUCAUGGGAGAGUGCCUUGAAUCGUGCUCCAUCGAUGAGCUGCAGCAAAUAGAAAAACAGUUGGAACAAAGUUUAAGCAGCAUCAGACGAAGAAAGACUAUGUUAUUUAUGGAGAAGAUUAAGCAACUAAAGGAAGAGGAGAGAAGCCUAACAGAAGAGAAUGCAAAGCUGCGGGAACAGUACCGUGGAAUGCAGUCGCAGCUGCUUUCAAUUACACUGUCGGCAGCCGGCGGGAGAGAAAUCUACGAUGUGGAGACGGAAUUGUUCAUCGGACCGCCGGCGGAAGGGCGAACUCGCCGGCCUUUAUAAUUGGAUAAUGUAUAUAUGUACACGAUGGGUGUGGAAUAACUUUUCUUAACAUUAAUGGUGGUUGUGCAUGUGUAAAGAGUGGGCUAGAGAUAUAUGAAUUUGGGUAUUGAGGCCAAUACAAAGGAGGAGAGGAGAUAAAUCAGUCAAAAUCUGCAAGGAAAAAAGUGGCCCUUACAUGGGGAGUGGAGUGCAACAUUCAACCUCUCGGUGACCGACAGGCCGUGCCCGUGCAAUGAAUAAUUGCAUGCUUGGGGAUCAGUUGAGAAAUGUUAUUAUUCAGUAGUAGAACUAGAUUUGUAGAUUCAUAAGAAGAAUAAAAGGGAUAACGAUGUUGAGUCCGGCAGCAGGAGUGGUUGAAUGUGAAGUUCACAGACAACAAUUUGUACCA